This is a messenger RNA of Nicrophorus vespilloides, 4044 nucleotides long. Its product is annotated as chaoptin-like. The record is from RefSeq and is a predicted model, not a curated record. Gene Ontology annotation, cellular component: extracellular matrix. NCBI's taxonomy places the organism in Eukaryota, Metazoa, Arthropoda, Insecta, Coleoptera, Silphidae. Gene Ontology annotation, molecular function: protein binding. The transcript has 14 exons. The coding region runs from base 77 to 3766 and encodes 1229 amino acids.
CUUUCGAUAUUAGUUAGUGUUGAGUAACGAAAAUGCAACAACGUAUUUGUGAUGUAUUUAAAUUAUUACGAAGAAAAUGCUGGUGAAGAAAAUAGUUUUAAUUGCGUUUUUCUGCAUCAAUGUAAUCAGGUGCAAGAGAUCCUGCAAAGUGCGUAAUAAUUGUACAGCAUCCUGCGAAGGAGGCAACUACACGGAAUUAAGUAACAUGUAUAUCUGCAUAAACUUGAAAACGGUUCAAUUGGGAUUCAACAAUCUGGACGCGAAAGCGCUUCAAAACAUAUCGCGAUACAAAAUUGACGAACUGUUUUUGAAUAACAACGGACUUGCGAGCGUAGAGCAAAUUUUCCAACGUUCGAACAUUCGUAAGCUCUAUUUAGAAGAUAACAAUAUUUCCGCGCUGGAAACGGAUUCUUUUAAGGAUAAUCAUCCUUUGGAGGUAUUGUCGUUGCACCAUAACAGGAUUCAUGUGAUGCACGAAAAUUCGAUUCCAAAAGCGAAAGAAAUUCAUCUGAACAACAAUUUGAUUCAGGCGGUGAAUGCGAACAUGUUUGUCGAUAUAUCAUACACGAGUGUACUCAUAUUUGAUUAUAACGUUAUAAAAAUGAUUGAAACUGUGUCCUUUAGAGGGUUGAAGGCGAAGCAAUUGCAUUUAAGAUAUAAUCGUAUAGAUUAUUUAGAAGCGAACUCGAUUCCUGCAGUAGAAGAAGUGUAUCUGACUGGAAAUAGAUUAAUUUCAAUUAACGCUUUUGUCUUCGUCAACAUCUCAUCCGUUUCGAUCUUACACAUAGAUUUCAAUAAUUUAUCAAACAUUGUGGACAACACUUUCCUCGAGUCUCGUAUGAGAGAACUGAAUUUGGACUCGAAUAAAAUUAACAGGAUUAAUGCGAAUACAUUCGCAGGAAUGAAGGGUUUAGUGAAUCUAACUUUAUCCAAUAAUUUUAUUGAAUAUCUGGAAAUCAGUUCUUUACCGAACGUGAGAAAUCUGCAGUUACAAUUCAAUUUUAUUAGAAGCAUUGAUACAAGCAAGUUCCAAGAUUUUCAUCAAUUACUCAGUCUUAAUGUAAGCUACAACUGUAUUCCAGAAUCAAAUACUGAUAAGUGGAAGAAUGAGAUUAGAAUUUCUAAUGUGAAAUCUGAAGAGAUGUGCAGAAAUAUACACGAAAUCGUCAUUUGGGUGGUCAUUUUAGUGUUGUUAAUUAUCGUCGUAAUCGUUGCAUCAACAAUUUUGUAUAGGCGAUAUUCAAGUGAGUGGACAAAAGAAAUGUUUAAGGAAAAUCUUAGUAUUCGAAGUGCAGCAUUUAAAAUGUUAACAAGUGUCUUAAUAUUUCUGGCAAUUGCUUGGAUCGACGUAAUCAGUUCUGAUAAUAGUAGUGUAUGUGAAGUGGAUAAAAAAUGUUUCGCGGAUUGUGAGAAUCACAUAUACACAUACAUUAGAAAUAAUCAUAAUUGUAACUCCUCGAUUUCUAUCCUGAAAUUGGGAUCAAGUAAUAUAAUGUUGAACGAUUUGAUUCAGUUCGAGUAUUAUAAUAUUGAAUUUCUGCAUUUGAAUAAUAAGAGCUUGGAUAAAAUAGAUGAUGUUAUAAACAAAAUGAAUGUUAGUAAACUGAAUAUGGAUAAUAACAAGAUUGUGAUGUUGAACUCAUCUUGCUUUAGAAAUGAGUCUUCAUUUAAGCUCUUAUCGUUGAAUAAUAAUUCAAUCAAGGUAAUAGAAACCAAAUCGAUACCGAAAGCCAAGGAUAUUUAUUUGAACCAAAAUUUCAUCGAAAUAAUAUUAGCGGACAUGUUCGUUGAUAUUACAUUAGUAGAGAUGCUGCAUCUAGAAAACAACUGUCUAAAAACACUGACAGAUAAGUCGUUGACAGGUUUGACAGCUAGCCGAUUGACGUUGAGAUAUAAUGAGAUCGAAAAAUUAGAAGCCAACUCGAUUCCCACGGUGCAACAAGUGUACCUUAAUAGAAACCGCUUGGAAUCUCUGGAUGCGAACAUCUUCGUUAACAUAUCUUACAUAGGCAUACUCGACUUAAGUUCGAACAAUAUAAGCAAUAUUUCGGAAGGCACGUUCAAAGACGGUUACUUUUCGGUAUUGAAUUUAUAUUUCAAUAAUAUUACGAAAAUAACAAAAAAGACGUUUUCUGGACUAACUAGGACGUUGAAUUUGUCAUUGUCGCACAAUGAGAUCGAAGUUUUGGAAGACGGUUCGAUACCGAGAGUGGAAAAUUUAGAUUUGGAGAAUAAUCCUCUUAAGGGAAUCCACGAGGCAGAGUUCAGUGAUUUGACGUAUCUGAAGGAAGUUAAAGUAACAUCCAAAGAUGAUUUUGAUAUCUCGUUGCCCAACGAUGUUAUAGUUUUAAAUUCGGGUGUAAUGGUCAAACAUUACGGAAUGUUUCAUUUUAUUAUACGGAAGAGUACAGUUUACGCAAUAGGUGGCGUUAUUUUGAUCAUUUUCGUUGCGAUAGUAAUUGGAAUAAUUGCGAAAAACCAAUGUUCAAAACGUUCCAGGGUGACUCAGCAUAAUUCUGUACAUUUGGGAAAGGAGGUGAGAAAUAGAGAAUUACCUGAAGUUUCAGCGUCUGGUGCCCAGUACAACGAAUACGAAGAAAUUGAUCCAACAGCUGAAUCAUUAAUAUAUUCAAAGGAGAAUGAUUUUUAUGGCGUACAGAUAGAGAAUAAUGGAUUACAAAUUGAAAUAUUGAAUAUUAAUUACAAUAAUAUAACGGAAUUGAAAACAGGUAUGUUUGAAGAAAGCGAAUCUUUCAGAACCGUAUCACUGGGAAAUAAUCAAAUUAAGGUUUUGCAACGAAAUUCGAUCCCUAAGGCAUUCUUUUUAUAUCUCAACAAUAAUUUGAUUGAACUGUUAAAUACAGACAUGUUUAUUGACAUAUCCUACGUUAAAUGCUUACAUUUGAAUAAUAAUCGUUUAAAGAAGAUUACGGCUUUAACACUGAUGGGUUUAAAAGCAAUUACUUUGGAAUUAAGCCAUAAUCAGUUAGAAGAUUUAGAAGACAGAUCAAUACCGGAAGUAGAAAAAUUGUUCAUGAAUAACAAUAAACUGACAUCAAUUAAUUCAAAAAUGUUCCUUAAUAUUUCGCACUUGUCAACCCUCGAAUUGAUUUAUAAUAGAAUCAUCGAUAUAACGAAUUGGAACUUUAAAAAUUCCAACCUGAGUAUACUCAAAUUAAAUUAUAAUAAAAUAUUCAAAAUAACGCAAAAGUCUUUUUCGGACAUGAAGAUGUUAAUGAAUUUAUCGCUAACAAAUAAUCUGAUUUCAUCGCUGGAAAUGAAUUCAAUACCGAAAGUGAAAUAUCUAAAUUUGAGUUACAAUUUACUUACAUCCAUUGAAGCAAACGUGUUCUCCGAACUGGACCAUCUAAAGAUCUUGGAUAUAAGGUACAAUUGUAUCAAAGAGACAGAUUUGAAAUUGAUGGAACAAGUAUUGAUUUUGAAUGGAGAAAUUAACGAAAAGUGCAUGCUGAACAGUAAUCGUAUGACGGAAAUGGACAUAUUUUUGAUAUCAAAAAUUGCAGUUCUUGCAGUUAGUAUAGUCAUAUUGGUUGUGGCUAUAGCCGCUAUUCUAAUAAGAGUAUAUUCAAGACGUCAAGCUCAAACUUCAGUGAGUUUCGAAAAAUCGAAGAAGGAUAGAGAGCAACAAGUGGAAGAAUUAAAGGCCGUUUCUAAAAGCGAGGAACACAUUUAUGAAGAGAUUAACGAAAAACUUGAAUCAGUGGAAUAUUCGAAAGAAAACGAUAUCUAUGGAGUUACGAAUUAGAUGUACAUCUAUACCUCGUAUAGUGCGGCUAAUCUGUUUUAAACCGGACUAAUCGAGGAAAUAAAUACAUGCAAUUAAAAACUUAUGUACUUAUUUAAAUGAAAUUUGAUAAUCAGGAUGGAAAUGUAACGAUUUAUAUGUCAAUAAGCAACAUCAGAUGAAUACAUCAACAGUACCUGUUCCACCAAUAACCUAGACUGUUUGAAACCGGACUACUCGAGGACAUUAAAAGCGCAUAAAAAUAAGCUACACAAAUAAAGAGACUUGACUGAAGAAAG